GAAUUAGCGGCAAAUAAGGCAGCAAAUAACGCCAUAUUUAGAGAUAUUCUAAUGCUCGAGAACCAAAUUCCAUUGUUCGUGUUGAGGGAAUUGUUAGAAUUUCAGUUCCCAUCAUUAGAGUUGGCAGAUCAAUGGUUACUUUCCAUGUUACUUGGACUCAGCAAAGAUCUCUCUCCAUUCAAGAUGGUGGAAGAAUUCCCCAAAAUACAGCUCAUAGAUUGUGCUCAUUUACUUGAUUUUGCAUACCGUGUUAUCGUGCCAAAGUUGGAGGAACAAUCUCAUGAUCAUCAUAUAACUGAAAUUGAGGAAGAUGGUGAAUCAAAGGAAGGUGAGAAGGUUUGUUUCGCAGGAGAACCGAGUUACGUUAGGCGGCUAGUUAUUGAGGUAUGGAAUAUCCUUUCUAAAUUAGAAAAAGGACCAGUUCAACGGAUCAAAAGCGUAAUCUUUUCAAAACCUUUAAAAGUGGUUGUGAAGUUGCCUUGGACCAUUAUAUCUAAGGUUCCCGUCUUAAAAAUGUUAAAACAACCAUUGGAACAAGGAUUCAGUGAAGGAAGGGAGAAGAAAGAAGAUGGAGAUUCGGACUCAAACGGUAAUGUAGAAAAACCUCCAUUGAUAGAAGAAAUUAAAAUCCCUUCUGUAAUUGAUCUCUUUGAAGUCGGCGUGUCCUUUAUGCCAACUAAUGAAGGCAUUCAAAGCAUUAAUUUCAACGUAAAAACUGCCACAUUAUAUCUCCCUAUCAUUAGUGUAGAUGUGAAUUCAGAGAUUGUUCUAAGAAACAUGGUUGCCUAUGAAGCGUGCCGAGUAUCAGGGCUGAUGGUUCUGACUCGUUACACAGAAUUAAUGAAUAGGAUCAUUGACACGGAAAAAGAUGUGACUUUUCUUCGCGAAAGAGGGAUUAUUCUAAGCAGUUUGAAAAGCGAUAAUGAGGUGGCGGAGCUCUGGAAUGGAAUGAGUAAGUCUAUUAGAUUGACAAAGGUGUCUUUCAUAGACAAAGUGAUUGUGGAUGUGAACAAGUAUUACAAUGGAAGGUGGAAGGUUAAAUGUGGAAAAUUCAUGAAGAAAUAUAUAUUUGGUUCGUGGCAGAUUCUCACAUUUCUUGCUGCUAUUAUGCUGUUGUUGCUCAUGUGUUUACAGGCAUUUUGUGAGGUCUAUAGCUGCAGACGCCUUUUUCCUAUCAAAGCCCUUGAACCCGAGGUUUGAAGUUUGGAGAACACUGGGACCAUCCAAUUAAAUACUCCGGACCGCAAUGAAUAAGGAUGAAAAAAUUUCAAAGAAGGGUGUAUUUGUUGGAACAAGUGUUUAAAAUUAUAAAGGUCAUAUUGUAAUGUUUAAUAUUUUGUUUUGUGGUUGAAUAGAUAUUGAUGAUCUAUUUGUAUAUUUUAAAUAAUUAUUAUAUUUAUGUUGUUAUUGUAUUUAUGUAAUUUGAGUAUGUAAUUAAGUGUACUCGAUCUCUUUGUGAUAUUAUGAAUUGGGUGCA
Olea europaea var. sylvestris is the source of this 1477-nucleotide messenger RNA. Its product is annotated as putative UPF0481 protein At3g02645. Lineage: Eukaryota; Viridiplantae; Streptophyta; Magnoliopsida; Lamiales; Oleaceae. The record is from RefSeq and is a predicted model, not a curated record. Bases 52 to 1200 code for a protein of 382 amino acids. The transcript has 2 exons.